Messenger RNA from Capra hircus (goat), 1978 nucleotides. RefSeq names its product suprabasin (gene SBSN). The coding region runs from base 66 to 1793 and encodes 575 amino acids. The record is from RefSeq and is a predicted model, not a curated record. NCBI's taxonomy places the organism in Eukaryota, Metazoa, Chordata, Mammalia, Artiodactyla, Bovidae. The transcript is spliced from 4 exons.
CAGAGGAUAAAUAGCAGCUUUGCCUCCCUGGCUCUUCUCUGCAUCCUCCCCGCUUGCCCAACAAUAUGCAUCUUGCCCGUUUGCUCAGCUCCUGCUCCCUCCUGCUGCUACUGGGGGCCCUGCCUGGAUGGGCGGCCAACAAUGACCCCAUUGAGAAGGUCAUUGAAGGGAUCAACCGAGGGCUGAGCAGUGCAGAGAGAGAGGUGGGCAAGGCCCUGGAAGGCAUCAACAAUGGAAUCACUCAAGCUGGAAGGGAAGUGGAGAAAGUUUUUAAUGGACUCAGCAGCAUGGGGAACCAGGCCGGCAAGGAGCUGGACAAGGGCGUCCAGGGGCUCAACCACGGCUUGGACAAGGUAGCCCAUGGAAUCAACAAUGGCGUCGGACAUGCAGGAAAGGAAGCAGAGAAGCUUGCCCAUGGGGUCAACUAUGCUGCUGGACAGGUUGGGAAGGAGGCAGACAAAGUGAUUCAGGGGGUCCAUCAUGGGGUCAACCAGGUGGGAAGUGAUGCAGGGAGGUUUGGCCAGGGGGCCCACCAUGCUGCCGGGCAGGCUGGGAGCGAGGCAGAGAAGUUUGGGCAGGGGGCCCACCAUGCCGCUGGGCAGGCUGGGAAAGAGGCAGAGAAGUUUGGGCAGGGGGCCCACCAUGCCGUGGGGCAGGCUGGGAAAGAAGGAGAAAAAAUAGUCCAGGGAGUCCAACAUGGAGUGAAUCAGGCUGGGAAGGAGGCAGAGAAGUUUGGGCAGGGGGCCCACCAUGCCGCUGGGCAGGCUGGGAAAGAAGGAGAAAAAAUAGUCCAGGGAGUCCAACAUGGAGUGAAUCAGGCUGGGAAGGAGGCAGAGAAGUUUGGGCAGGGGGCCCACCAUGCCGCUGGGCAGGCUGGGAAAGAAGGAGAAAAAAUAGUCCAAGGGGUUCAUCAUGGAUUGAAUCAGGCUGGGAAGGAGGCAGAGAAGUUUGGUCAGGGGGUCCACCAUGCCGUGGGGCAGGCUGGGAAAGAAGGAGAAAAAAUAGUCCAGGGGGUCCAACAUGGAGUGAAUCAGGCUGGGAAGGAGGCAGAGAAGUUUGGGCAGGGGGUCCACCAUGCCACUGGGCAGUUUGGGAACGAGGCAGAGAAGUUUGGGCAGGGGGCCCACCAUGCCACUGGGCAGUUUGGGAACGAGGCAGAGAAGUUUGGGCAGGGGGCCCACCAUGCCACUGGGCAGGCUGGGAAAGAAGGAGAAAAAAUAGUCCAAGGGGUUCAUCAUGGAUUGAAUCAGGCUGGGAAGGAGGCAGAGAAGUUUGGUCAGGGGGUCCACCAUGCCGUGGGGCAGGCUGGGAAAGAAGGAGAAAAAAUAGUCCAGGGGGUCCAACAUGGAGUGAAUCAGGCUGGGAAGGAGGCAGAGAAGUUUGGGCAGGGAGUCCACCAUGCCAUUGAACAGGCCGGAAAGGAGGCGGGUAAAGUGGGUCAAGGGGUCCAUGAUGGGGUCAACCAGGCCGGCAAGGAGGCAGAGAAAUUGGGCCACGGGGUCAACCACGCGGCUGGCCAGGCUGGAAAGGAAGCGGAGAAACUUGGCCAAGGUGUCCACCACGCUGCAGGCCAGGCCGGGAAGGAGGAGGACAGGUUGCAGCAGAAUGUUCAUAAUGGGGUCAACCAAGCCGGCAAGGAGGCCAACCAGCUGCUGAAUGACGGUCAUCCAGGCGGAUCCACCGCCCAGCACGGAGGGGCCGCAACCACAACCUUAACAUCUGGAGCUUCGGUCAACAAGCCCUUCAUGGCCUUGUCAGCCCUGUGGAAGAGCGUCACCAGCAUCAUUCCCUAAGCUGAUGAACUGGCCUGGUUGAAGAGACUGACAUUCCUAUUGUCAUAUCCGCUGAAGUGACCUGAAGGAGCUGGGGCACGCAGGGCGGGGUUGGGGGGGUCGGGGAAGGGAAGGGGGAGGAUGGAUUUCUAGAGUCCCUUGGGGACAAUACUGAGACUUAUGAAUAAAUACAACAGUCUGUACAA